CGGGCCCCCAGAGCCGCGCCUGCCCCUCACCCAGCCAUGGGGGACCUGCCGGGGCUCGUUCGCCUCUCCAUCGCGCUGCGCAUCCAGCCCAAUGACGGCCCGGUCUUCUUCAAGGUGGACGGCCAGCGCUUCGGCCAGAACCGCACCAUCAAGCUGCUCACCGGCUCCUCCUACAAGGUGGAGGUGAAGAUUAAGCCCCCUACUCUGCAAGUCCAGAGCAUUUCCAUUGGUGGCACAGUCGUCCCUCUGGAGCUGAAGUCUCAAGAACCUGAUGGAGACAGAGCCGUGUAUUCGGGCAUCUACGACACAGAAGGCGUAGUCCCAACCAAGAGUGGAGAGCGGCAGCCCAUCCAGAUCACCAUGCCGUUCACAGAUAUUGGGACCUUCGAGACGGUGUGGCAAGUCAAGUUCUACAACUACCACAAACGUGAUCACUGCCAGUGGGGGAGCCCCUUCUCUGUCAUUGAGUAUGAAUGCAAGCCCAAUGAGACACGCAGCCUCAUGUGGGUGAACAAGGAGUCCUUCCUAUGA
Molecule: messenger RNA, 531 nt
Organism: Elephantulus edwardii (Cape elephant shrew)
Lineage: Eukaryota; Metazoa; Chordata; Mammalia; Macroscelidea; Macroscelididae
Gene: CNRIP1
Product: cannabinoid receptor interacting protein 1
Exons: 3
Coding region: 37-531 (164 amino acids)
Biological process (GO): negative regulation of signaling receptor activity
Cellular component (GO): plasma membrane
Molecular function (GO): type 1 cannabinoid receptor binding
Source: RefSeq, a predicted model, not a curated record